This is a messenger RNA of Pectinophora gossypiella (pink bollworm), 1845 nucleotides long. RefSeq lists its product as uncharacterized. The coding region runs from base 1 to 1845 and encodes 614 amino acids. The transcript has 3 exons. The record is from RefSeq and is a predicted model, not a curated record. NCBI's taxonomy places the organism in Eukaryota, Metazoa, Arthropoda, Insecta, Lepidoptera, Gelechiidae.
AUGCCUUCUGCCAUACAAAAUGAAGAACGAAGAUUAGAUACUCUGGCUAAUUUGAUAAGUUCAAACUUGAGAACAAACGGAUGGUCGAACAUUCACUGCGUAGGACAUUUUCCUGACACGUUCCAUGCAAAGCUUAGACAACUGCCCUUUACUUUCACCGUCACAGUUCCAGAAGAAGAUGAUCAACCGAUGGACAAUGUGAUUUCCUAUUACUCAAAUAUAAUCGUAGUACAUGCUACCGAUUUUGAAGAGUUUGAGACAGCUUUCAGAAAAGCAAUGAGUUCACCGUACUGGCAUCCACAUUCCCAUGUGAUUAUAUAUUACCAUGUAAAAGGACAACAAGAUAUACCGAAAAUGCACAUGAUCUUCUGGUUUUAUAGAGCUUGCAACGCUAUCGUGGUACAAUUCGACGAUGACAAAAAACAUUUAUUGGCUUCGUAUUAUAAUCCUUACACAGGCGAUAAUUAUCAGCUUUCGAAACAGUUUGGGUGCUGGAAAGCAACGAAAAUUGGAAGGGUAGUGGGCCAGUUCAAUACCAGUUUCGUCUGCGUAGAAGGAUGCCACAAUAUAACGCUUCAUUCAAAACUCCGAAUCAUGUUUCUAGGCACUUGCAUCGGCUUUGAAACUCACGUGAUUCAAUACGGUGACAUUGAUACGUUGAGAACAGAAAAUCUCUUUGUAGACAAGAGCUUAGACUUACAUGGCUUCGUAUUAAGAGCACACGGAAUGGAAGUGCAGCCGUUUCUAAAAAUAAUAGAAAACGACGACGGCACAUACGAGUUAAAAGCGCGGGAUGGUUUGAUAUGGACUCUUGCAUCUGAACGUAUGAAUUUCAGGAUGGAUCUAUCUGCGAGCAGGGAUGUUAUGAAACGAUCCUUCAACUUCGAUGACAAUAUUCAGCAGAUCUUCAAAUUCGCAAAGAGACAGGCGGACCUACUUACAUUCCCAGUAUAUCUGUUUGAUAUUAUAAUAGUUGAAAUAGACCAGAGCAUAGCUUAUAAAGACAGUGGUGUCUGUAUAAUGUCGCAUCGAGCAGAUUUCGAAACAGUACUUUUCGAUGUUAAACUAUUAGAAGACAACAUUGAGCUCUUCGUCAAAUUUGUCGUUUGCUUUCUUUGUAUUUGGCUGUUAUUCUUCAUUUGUAACAUAGUUGAAAAAGGGACACCUAAUUGGGACCAAUUGGGACAGGAUUUGGUAAAUGCAAUCAGAAACAUAUUAUCGAUUAGUCUGCACAAGCCACCGAAGCGAAGUUCUUUUCGGAUCUACAUGGGCAUAUCAAUUUGGUGUUUCUUUGUAAUCAAUUUUGCAACACAGGCGGCUAUUAUUUCCUUUUUCACAGCAUUUAAAAGAGGAAAAGACGUGGAUACGUUUGAAGACGUUGUCAAAAAAGGGUACAUCAUAGAAGGAAUAGCAUCUCCAGAUAUGAUGUUGCCCGACACGGAAGAAAAGUUUGUAAAGAUUAAUUCAAAGUUGGUUUCAGUUAGUAAUUUAUAUGACUGCGUAGAGCACAUGACCAACAACAGCCGUAUAUUUUGCCUUAUAGACUGUGCGGUUGGUCGUUUUAUGCAAAUAAAUAGAUUAAACGAAAAGGGGGAGCAGUAUUUGCACAUUGCAACCAAAGACCGAAUUCACAGUCAUUACCUUACCAUGUUAUUCCAGAAACAUUCGCCUUUGACCAACACUUUCAAUAAAUGGAUUCGAAGAGCCAUGGAAGCCGGUUUGAUCUUGAAAUGGGAGCAAUACAGAUUCGGCGACAUAAAAGCCGAGGCUCUCAUUAAAGCGUUAAGUUUAGACGAUUUGAUUGAAUACAGUGAACCGAAUUGUAACGGCGCGGAAUUUGGCUAG